Molecule: messenger RNA, 1356 nt
Organism: Brenthis ino (lesser marbled fritillary)
Lineage: Eukaryota; Metazoa; Arthropoda; Insecta; Lepidoptera; Nymphalidae
Source: the annotation of a GenBank genome assembly
AUGAAGGUCAUCGAGGAUGAGCAGCGCGUGUGCGUGAUAGAUGGACCCUGGACCCCUCAAGGGCUGAUCAAGGAAAUAGUGGAUGAGGGAACCCAGGAGGAUCCGUUCUAUGUGAUGGACAUGGGGGAGGUAGUAGCGCGAUACCACCAGUGGAAGGAGCUUAUGCCACGCGUUGAACCGUUUUAUGCGGUGAAAUGCAACGACGACAAGUUGAUGGUGAGCACGCUGGCGGCGCUCGGCGCGGGCUUCGACUGCGCGUCCAAGGCGGAGAUACAGCUCGUCACGUCGCUCGGCGUGCGACCUGAACGCAUAAUCUUCGCGAACCCCGCGAAGCCGGCGUCGCACGUGCGCUGGGCGCACGCGGCCGGCGUCACCACGCUCACCUUCGACUCGGAGACCGAGCUGAUCAAGACAAAGCGAUUCAUGCCCGAGGCGCAACUGGUGAUCCGCAUCCGCUGCGACGCGUCGUCGGCUCAGUGCCCGCUCGGCAUCAAGUUCGGCUGCGAGCCCGUCGUGGAGGCGCCGCGCCUGCUCAAGCUCGCCGCCGUGCUCGGCCUCAGCGUUAUAGGCGUGUCGUUCCACGUGGGCUCCGGCGCGCAGGAGACGGCGGUGUACGCGCGGGCGCUGCAGCACGCGCGCGCGCUGUUCGCGGCCGGUACCGCCGCCGGCCACCGCAUGCGCCUCGUCGACGUCGGCGGGGGCUUCCCCGGCAACGCAGGCACCAGCAUACGCGAGGUGGCAGCAGUUAUCAACGAGGCGCUAGAGACGCACUUCCCGUCCCGCUCGGUGCGCGUCAUCGCCGAGCCCGGCCGGUACUUCGCAGCCGCCGCCUACACGCUGGCCGCCAUGGUGCAUGCCACCAGGGAGUUGCCAGCCAAGGAUGGUUCGGGGCCGCACACGAUGUACUUCAUCAACGACGGCGUGUACGGCUCCUUCAACUGCGUUCUGUACGACCACCAGCAGGUGCACGCCGAGCCGCUAGAGGAGUCCGCGGAGCCCCCGUCGCCGUGCUCGGUGUGGGGCCCCACCUGCGACGCGCUGGACUGCGUGCUGCCGCUUGCGGCGCUGCCCCCGCUGCGCGCCGGCGCCUGGCUCGUGUUCCGCGACAUGGGCGCCUACACGCUGCCCGUCGCCUCCGCCUUCAACGGCUUCCCGGUGCCGAAGGUCCGCGCCGUCUGCGAUAAACGCCUCUGGUCGGUUCUGAAAGACAUGUGGCCGCUGUCCGAGGUGCACUUUGACUUCGGGCGUAUCACCGGCCCUCAGACGCCCCCACCCUCCCCUACACCCUCCCUCUCCUCCCCCUCUCCUCCUCCCGGGGACAUAGAGCACACCAUGUUUGUGGAGUGCGCCCUCAAG